AUGAAGUUCAAUAAUGAUAGUUAUUUGCAAACAGAGGUAAAAGAAAUAGUGGUAACAAAAUAUAAAGAUAUCCAGAUAGAAAAAAGGAAUAAAAGGAAAAGGGCAGUUGAAGAUACUAAUAGUAUUAAAAUAUUGAACCCACAACAAGAAUCUCUAUUAAAUGAUAAAGUAAAGCAUCUUUCAAGAAAUAAAACGUCAAAUACCAUCAAAAGAAGCAAUUCAAAUUCUUUUGCCAAUAGUCAAACAUUCUAA
This is a messenger RNA of Funneliformis mosseae, 252 nucleotides long. The record is from the annotation of a GenBank genome assembly. NCBI's taxonomy places the organism in Eukaryota, Fungi, Glomeromycota, Glomeromycetes, Glomerales, Glomeraceae.